This is a messenger RNA of Solanum verrucosum, 1453 nucleotides long. Its product is annotated as 2-oxoisovalerate dehydrogenase subunit beta 1, mitochondrial-like. Gene Ontology annotation, molecular function: catalytic activity. NCBI's taxonomy places the organism in Eukaryota, Viridiplantae, Streptophyta, Magnoliopsida, Solanales, Solanaceae. The record is from RefSeq and is a predicted model, not a curated record. The transcript has 13 exons. Gene Ontology annotation, biological process: response to nutrient; branched-chain amino acid catabolic process. Bases 216 to 1292 code for a protein of 358 amino acids.
GUGGAGAAUGCGUAAAUUAUUUAGGUUCCAUUUUAAAAAAAUAAAAAAAAAGACAUUGAAUUGAAGAUACAUAAAUUGGGGAGUGCAUACCCAACUCCAUAAUAGAUGCUUUGACUUCAAUCUCAAUUGUCCUCUUCUUCUUCUUCUUGUUAAUGUUAGGUUAAUCUUGUUCAGAUUCCAACAUUCUUGAGAUUGUUGAGAGAAAGUUAAAGUAAAUGGGUAGCAAUUUCAGAAGAAUUGGGAAAUUGGCUGCAAUUUCAUCCAAAAAUCAAAGUUGUAGGGGACUUUCCUCAUCGCUUAACAAAAAUGACACUUCCACCAAAUCUGUCAACCUUUUCUCUGCUAUUAAUCAAGCUCUUCACAUCGCUUUAGACUCUGAUCCUCGUUCUUAUGUAUUUGGCGAAGAUGUUGGUUUUGGUGGUGUCUUUCGUUGCACUACUGGGCUAGCUGACCGAUUUGGAAAACAGAGGGUCUUCAACACUCCUUUGUGUGAGCAGGGCAUAGUUGGAUUUGCGAUUGGUCUUGCUGCAAUGGACAAUCGAGCUAUAGCAGAAAUUCAAUUUGCAGAUUAUAUAUUUCCUGCUUUUGAUCAGAUUGUCAAUGAAGCUGCGAAAUUCAGAUACCGGAGUGGUAACCAGUUCAACUGCGGAGGUUUAACUAUAAGAGCACCUUAUGGAGCUGUAGGACAUGGUGGGCAUUACCACUCUCAAUCCCCUGAAUCUUUCUUCUGCCAUGUUCCUGGUAUAAAGGUGGUCAUCCCACGCAGUCCACAGCAAGCAAAAGGAUUGCUGUUGUCAAGCAUACGUGACCCAAAUCCAGUUGUUUUUUUUGAACCAAAGUUGCUUUACCGGAUGGCUGUUGAAGAAGUUCCUGAAGAUGAUUAUAUGUUGCCUCUAUCUGAGGCAGAGGUCCUCAGGGAAGGUACUGAUAUCACAUUAGUUGGUUGGGGAGCUCAGCUUUCUAUUAUGGAGCAGGCAUGCGUAGAAGCUGCAAAGGAGGGGAUCUCUUGUGAACUGAUAGACCUUAAAACUUUAAUACCAUGGGACAAGGAAACGGUAGAGGCCUCUGUCAAAAAGACAGGAAGGCUGCUGAUUAGUCAUGAAGCUCCUGUGACAGGUGGAUUUGGUGCUGAAAUAUCUGCAUCUAUAGUUGAACGUUGCUUCACGAGAUUAGAAGCUCCAGUGGCCAGAGUGUGUGGGUUAGAUACUCCUUUUCCUCUGGUGUUCGAGCCCUUCUACUUACCUACAAAGAACAAGAUACUGGAUGCAAUCAAAUCUACUGUGAAUUACUAGUGCUCAUUCAGUCGUGCGGAGAUGCUGGAGUGUUAUAGUAGUGAAUAUUUAUUUAUAUGUAUUGCCAUAGAUUAUGAUUCGGGGUUUUCUCUAUUAGCAUACAUAUACAAAACACUGUUAUUAAUAGCUUAUGCAACCAAAAAAGGUCAUGUAUUCAUUUA